Uloborus diversus is the source of this 1401-nucleotide messenger RNA. RefSeq names its product proton-coupled folate transporter-like. The transcript is spliced from 6 exons. The record is from RefSeq and is a predicted model, not a curated record. Gene Ontology annotation, cellular component: membrane. Gene Ontology annotation, biological process: transmembrane transport. Gene Ontology annotation, molecular function: transmembrane transporter activity. Bases 208 to 1401 code for a protein of 397 amino acids. Lineage: Eukaryota; Metazoa; Arthropoda; Arachnida; Araneae; Uloboridae.
CACCCCUUACUCCAAACAAUUCUCUCUAAAUAAAAGGAAUAAAAAACUGAAUAUAAAAAAAUAUUUAUGUGUAUUGUCUGUGAAAUUCUUUUCGAGGUUUAAGUAAAAAUGAAGAUGCACACAGAAGAAGUGAAGUUUUUUAAAAUGUGACUUAUUCAUUGAUAUUAUAUUGAAUAAUUAGAAGCCACAUCAUUAACUCGCAAGACGAUGCAGAAGCCACUGUCGGCCAAGAUAAAAGAUGGAAUAAAGCAACUGUCCAUCGAACCUUAUUUAUUCCUCAUUAUGUUUGGCUACAACGUGCGUCUCAUUUCACUGCAGAGCUUAUUCCACGACAGAGCAUGUCGAGUGUCACUCAAUUUCUCCCAGGACAUCUGCAAUGAAUUGGAGAGCGAUGACAAUACUGAUGAACAAAUAGCUGCAGUCACUUAUGGAAAUAAUUUGUACAACAUCUUUGUCAUGAUAUCUACAAUACCUGCCCUAAUUGUCGCCAGUUUUGUUGGCCCUUGGAGUGACAGGUACAGCAGAAAGUAUCCCCUCUUAAUUGCCACAGGUGGAGUUUUAGUCGACAGUUCACUACAGUGCAUCAUUACAUCAUUCCCCAAUGCCUCUCCAUAUUGGUUUCUUGUAAGUGCAACAAUUUCUGGGAGUUGCGGAGGGUUGAUUAUAAUGAUGUCAGGUACCUACAGUUACAUGUCAGACGUCACCACGGAAAGGUCAAGACAAGUUCGUUUCGCUGUUUUGGAAUUCUUUACUAUUUUGGCCACUCCUCUGGGAUCUCUGAUUGGUGGUGAAGUGUUCAAAGUUGGUGGAUACUUACCAGUGAUGAUCAUUGGUGCUUGCAGUUUUGCCUUAGGCUUACUCUGGGUUCGAUUCAUCGUCCUGGAAACUAAACCCAGGAGGUUUGACAUCACAAAGAAGCAGAUGUUCAACGACAUUUUUAAACAAGACAAUAUCAAAGAAAGCUUUAGGACUUGUAUUAAGCCAAGAGCCGGAAAUCUUAGACUACAAAUUUGGCUGUUGCUGUUUGUCAGUUUUUCAAUCAAGCUCGUACAUAUGGGUUCCCUAGCAAUUGGUUUUCCUUACACGAGGCACGUUUUCAAAUGGCAAGUGCCGCGCUUUUCCUACACGACAGCAUCGUUCAGCUCGUUGAAUGCCGUAACGACUCUCGCUUUGGUCCCGAUGUUGAACAAGAGGCUACUCGUGCAUGAAGCAGCAGUCGGAUUGGUUGGAAUACUGUCACUUAUGGCAAAAAUGGUCAUAUUUUCAGUCACCGUAUACGAAUGGCUUAUAUUUUACGCCUGGAUAUCUGGAACUUUAUUUGCAUGCGGUGGUAUUGCAGUUCGAUCAAGAAUAUCAAAACUAGUCAGCAGACAUGAGUUAGGUACGUACAUGCUUCUUUAA